UACCUUCGCCUCCCCUCCCCCGCUCGUUCCCAGUAAAUCUCCAGCGGGUGGGGGAAAUCAACCCUUUGGCGCUAAACUCUGAGCUGCCCGUUGGACACGAUUGCAGUGGGGGAAAUGGUGUCCAUCCUUUCAGAAAGAAUGAUCAACUAGAUGGAGGUAACUUGCUCCACGUUUCCCGAGAUCUCAGGAGGACCUAUGAGUGUUUUGCUAGAUUCAGGGCAAAUGUAGAUUUCAGCUGAACCGCUCAGGACUUGAGAGAUAACUAUUGCACUCUCCGGACUGCAACCACUUCCGCGAGAAUCUGAUACAUUUAAUGAAGGCUUUGCCAGAUGUACGGGUCAGCGCGUCCUUGGCCCAGCACAACUUAGGUCAGCACACUGCACUCACUAGCACCAACCUGGGCUCCACGCAGCAGAACUCGGUUAAAAAUCGUCUUUCGUGGUCACUUAGGAGUUCUAGGGGGCAGGGGGAAACAAGAAAAAGGUUUCACUUGACACUGCCGGCCGCUUUUGAUAAGUCAUAGCAAAUACUUUCAGAAGCACAAUUUUAAAGGGAGAAUCCAAAUUUCCGUCCUCGCUCGGCCGAACUCCCUGCAAUCAGCUGCAGACCAUCGCAGGCUCAGGACUGAACUGAGGUUUGUGGCUUCGCAGCUGCCCCGAUGCGAUGCCGGGAGCAUGAAAUUCUAUCUCGGCUGAGAACCGAGCAACAGACCGCACAAGAACAGUGCCUUCUGGCCUGUCAUCUGCCAAGAAAUACCAGGAACGCUAGUGUCACAAACAACUACCUGAACCCAGAAAGUAAGGCUAGGAAGCUCUGUGUGCAAAGAAAAUUCUUGCUAAUUCACCCAGACUGUUUUAACUGGUUAAUAAAGCAACUGACACUCAACAAAACCACAAUCGCAGCAGGAGUCCUAGGCAUCAAAAUAAGAAUCACAACUAAAGGUUUGUUGUUGUUGUUAACAACUGCCUUUAUUAUCAUUGCUUAGUAUUUUUUUAAGUAAAAGGAAAGAAAAAGAGAUAAUCAUUUCAUACCCAGUGGUAUCUCUUCCUUUUCUCCGAAAUUAGAGCACAGAUUCUCUUGAUUGUUCCUCAAUAAGCCACCACCACCAACGGGAAGAGAGGCAAAUUGGUUCUAAACACCCACACCCCGUUCCGGUGGAAUACAGUUAAUCCUAACUCCUUUAAAACGCACAUAAUUUUAUCUGACCCUUGGACAUGAUUAAAGAUACUGAGGGCUUAUAUAGCCUUAUUCUACAUGACUAGAGACUACACAUAAAAGAUAAAAACGGGAAAAGGGAUACAUAUGCAUCUACUCAAUAUCCAUUUUUAGAGGUAAAUAAAAUGUUCCUGUUUCACUUUGGCCCCCAAACUAUAUACGAUUGUGGACAUCAGAAAAUAUAAACCCUUCAGGUAUAUAUAUAUUUUCAUCUGAAUACCUUACUCAGUGAAACUAGCAGUGUAACUGUUAUUCUACUCUUUCAAACCUGAUUCUGAUGUGAGCUAAACAUAUAGCAUCAUCUCCCUGGGAACAAAUUCCCAAAUUUAUACCUUCAUUGGAAAGCUGUUCAAAGCCCCUCUUCCCUUCCCAAUCUUGGUUAAAUGAGAAGGAAUAAGCUGUCUGUUUGUGACUUCCCAAAGAACCAACUUAAAAUUCAUUUGUAUGUGCCAGAGGUUAUUGGGAGAUCAAUAAAUGUUAAAUGUGUAAUUUUACAUUUCAAUUGGAAUUAAAACCUAUUCAGAUUUUUGAAGGUAGCUUGGGAGCAUGAUGUUUGUUCAGGAAUCUGUAUCUGACAUUAAGUUUGAUGUGGAAUGUUUAAAUUGUAAUUAAAGCAGAGAAAGCAACAGUAUACAAAAACACAGGUCUAAGAGCCCACCAGGAGGUUGAGUGUUAACAGCCACAUUUUGGAAGCUGUAUACAAGUGCACAUGGGCAGAUGCCACAGACGCCAGAGGAACUUACGUUUCAGUAUCCCUUUUAUAUUGAAAGACACUGUCGGAUAUAUUGAGGCAGCCUGGAGGUGAUGGGGACUAUACUUAAUAACUACUCAUACUCCUCUUUUUCUCAGUAAAGGAACUCAAACCAGACAUUCACACUAUUGCCGUUUUCAAGGAUAUAUUUUCGACCUAACAAUAUACAAAGGUCAAAACGAGUCCAUUUUUGAGAGGACAGGGUCUAAUCCUCCCUUUGAACACAAGAGGUCGCUCCUGUAAUCAAGUAUUAAGGAAAAAUUUGCUAAUCAGUUUUAUGUAUUCUCUAGAAAACAAAAUUUUACAGAUAUAUUUGAUGUACUAAAUCCACAUACAGCAAUCAGCUGAGGAAAUGAGAAUAGUCCAUGAUCAAUUUAGAACUUCAAGGUGAGGUAAAACUACAAAGCCUGCUAUUCUAACUUGGAUUUUAAUAUAAAGUGUAUCAUGAUACAUGCACUGAACUUCAGAGCAUGUCCAUCAUGGUGGGGGUCCCUCAAAUGUCUCCUUUUAAUGCAGGUAUCUUCACCAUGCGUCUUGCUUCUAUCAGUUUAGGAACUUACUAAGAAAAUACUUGUUUACAACAAUGGUGCAGAAUGAAAAGAGGAAAAUGUUGUCUUCACCAUUAAGGUGAAAUUGCCUGUUACUAAAGGUUUCCCCCAAGCCACAUGCCAGUUUUUCUACUUGGAAUUGCUAUCAUCUGCAAUAAUUCUUUGUAAUGCAAUAGCUUAUUGGUUUAGGGAGUUAAAAUACCACACUAUGUGUGGGAGGUGGGGGCUAGUUUGAAGGAAGAUGGAUAGUGAGGGUGCUUUGUGGAUCUCAAAUGUAAGUCAUCAGGCUUCUGGUAGCUUCUGGUGUUUAAUUCCAUCUUAUAAACGUGGCAUGAUAGAAUAUGACUGGGUAAAACUCUCCAUUUUCUGGCAUUGUGGUGGUUAUCUUUUUUUACUAGGGUCAACAUGUUUAUCUAUAUGGGAAACACGCCCGAAUACUGGGAAGAUUUGCUUCGUGUUGAGAUUAUCAGCAUCAGCUUUGCAAAAACAGCUUGACAAAAGGCUCCAUACAUUUAAUACCAGAGACUAGAAACAGACAGACACACAUACACACACACACACCUGGUAAACUUAUCAGCCUAGGUCUAUUCAACUUUCACUUUCAUACACGCGCUACAAAAUAACCUAUAAUAAAAAUGGAAGAGAAGAGAGAUCCAAUUUGAAAUCCUCCUUGAGAAAAAGCAAAACAAAUCAAAACGAGUUCCUGGGGAAGAAAGCCUCAGUUAGGUCAAGAGGAAACUUUUGCAUCUUAAAUUCCCUUUCUGCUUUGGAGAGGCAUUACCCGUUCAAGCUCAGCCAAUGCGACCGGCCAGGACUUACAGCUCUUAUCAAGGGUUAGAUUUUGCGAAAGAUACAAAGAAAGGAGUUUCCUAACACACCGGGUCUUCUCACGGCAACAAGACACCGAAAUUAAGCCUACUAUGGUUUGUGUCUGUAGGCCUUUUUAGAUAAAACUGGCAGUCCCAUUAGAUAAGAAAUGGCUUUUUAGAAGCUUUGGGGGAAGCGCAGGGGUUCUUCGUGGCCUUCCUGUGACUUUGUCUUUGGCAGACUGUAAGAGAUGAUGGGAACACGUAAGAAUGAUUGAAAAAGGUUACCGGCGAGUUGCACCCAACAAUCUUCUCUCUCCAAGUAGUUUCCUGAGAGAAAAUUAUUAUAUAUCAACGCCUAGGGACGUGAAAUAGAUCUUCCACUGUUCUGUAAUAAAUCCCUCCCUACUCGCGCCCUUACACUAAUGCAUUGUUUAAAAAUCUCCAGUCAUGGAGACUUGUCCUUAUAAUUAUCAAAACACCACAGCUAGCUGCACAAGUUUGCUUAAAAACAAAGGGCAGGAGACCAGCAGAGAGAGGAAUUGGACAGUAUAUAAAAACCUUACAAACUUUAGACUACUGAAAGAUCAUUUCGCUCUUUGGCUUAGGGUUAGUGAACUUCAAUUCUAGAGUUUAAACUGAAAAGCAGACCUCGCGGGUCUGAAAGACAAAAAGUCCGCGGAGUCAACUUCAUUUUACCCGUGCGUUCCAACCUGAUUGUCCCCAACAGCAAGAAGCGCUUUUCCUCCCACCCCACGUUUUUAGAUAUCUGAGGUCGGGGAAGACGGAGUUACGGUGUAGCAGUCACGAAACAGUUCCUCUGGGUUUAAUCAUCCUAUUUCCAAUUCUUCUUCCCCUAGCGCGCCGAGCGCAGCCAGUUCUGGAGGGAACUCCCCCUCCCGAGCAGCCAAGGCGGGCUAGGCCCCGGGGAUGUGCGCCACGGCGUGGGACCAAACCAAGAUAAGCGCCCUGCUCCAAGUUCCCCCCGUUUCCUAGAGCCCGGGAGGGACCUCGUCAACAGGUAGACCUACCCACCAGCCACUCGCCACGAGCGGCAGAAAGUGAGCCCCGCGCGCAACGCUGCCAUUCGGACUGCGGGGACCCCAGGAGCGGAGGGCGGAGGAGUAGCGCAACAGGAGGCGAGGGCGCAGACGGCACGGCCGGGAAGGAACGCGGGAGGGGGCAGAAGGAAGAGGAGGUGAAGGAGAGGGAGGCCAGAGCCAGAACAGCCCGGCAGCCCGAGCAUCGGGGGAGAACGGGCUGAGCCCGGAGCAAGUUGCCUCGGGAGCCCUAAUCCUCUCCCGCGAGCUCGCCGAGCGGUCAGUGGCGCACAGCGGCUGCGAGACUGAAAUAUGAUAAUCAGAACAGCUGCGCCGCGCGCCCUGCAGCCAAUGGGCGCGGCGCUCGCCUGACGUCCCCGCGCGCUGCGUCAGACCAAUGGCGAUGGAGCUGAGUUGGAGCAGAGAAGUUUGAGUAAGAGAUAAGGAAGAGAGGUGCCCGAGCCGCGCCGAGUCCGCCGCCGCCGCAGCGCCUCCGCUCCACCAACUCCGUCGGCUUAAAUUGGACUCCCAGAUCCGCGAGGGCGCUGCGCAGCCGAGCAGCGGCUCUUUCAGCUUUGGCAACCCCAGGGGCCACUAUUUCCCACUUAGCCACAGCUCCAGCAUCCUCUCUGUGGGCUGUUCACCAACUGUACAACCACCAUUUCACUGUGGACAUUACUCCCUCUUACAGAUAUGGGAGACAUGGGAGAUCCACCAAAAAAAAAACGUCUGAUUUCCCUAUGUGUUGGUUGCGGCAAUCAGAUUCACGAUCAGUAUAUUCUGAGGGUUUCUCCGGAUUUGGAAUGGCAUGCGGCAUGUUUGAAAUGUGCGGAGUGUAAUCAGUAUUUGGACGAGAGCUGUACAUGCUUUGUUAGGGAUGGGAAAACCUACUGUAAAAGAGAUUAUAUCAGGUUGUACGGGAUCAAAUGCGCCAAGUGCAGCAUCGGCUUCAGCAAGAACGACUUCGUGAUGCGUGCCCGCUCCAAGGUGUAUCACAUCGAGUGUUUCCGCUGUGUGGCCUGCAGCCGCCAGCUCAUCCCUGGGGACGAAUUUGCGCUUCGGGAGGACGGUCUCUUCUGCCGAGCAGACCACGAUGUGGUGGAGAGAGCCAGUCUGGGCGCUGGCGACCCGCUUAGUCCCCUGCAUCCAGCGCGGCCACUGCAAAUGGCAGCGGAGCCCAUCUCCGCCAGGCAGCCGGCCCUGCGGCCCCAUGUCCACAAGCAGCCGGAGAAGACCACCCGCGUGCGAACUGUGCUGAACGAGAAGCAGCUGCACACCUUGCGGACCUGCUAUGCCGCAAACCCGCGGCCCGAUGCGCUCAUGAAGGAGCAACUGGUAGAGAUGACGGGCCUCAGUCCCCGUGUGAUCCGGGUCUGGUUUCAAAAUAAGCGGUGCAAAGACAAGAAGCGAAGCAUCAUGAUGAAGCAACUCCAGCAGCAGCAGCCCAAUGACAAAACUAAUAUCCAGGGGAUGACAGGAACUCCCAUGGUGGCUGCCAGUCCAGAGAGACACGACGGUGGCUUACAGGCUAACCCAGUGGAGGUACAAAGUUACCAGCCACCUUGGAAAGUACUGAGCGACUUCGCCUUGCAGAGUGACAUAGAUCAGCCUGCUUUUCAGCAACUGGUCAAUUUUUCAGAAGGAGGACCGGGCUCUAAUUCCACUGGCAGUGAAGUAGCAUCAAUGUCCUCUCAACUUCCAGAUACACCUAACAGCAUGGUAGCCAGUCCUAUUGAGGCAUGAGGAACAUUCAUUCUGUAUUUUUUUUUCCCUGUUGGAGAAAGUGGGAAAUUAUAAUGUUGAACUCUGAAAUGAAAGUAUUUAACAACCCAGUCAAUGAAAACUGAAUCAAGAAAUGAAUGCUCCAUGAAAUGCACGAAGUCUGUUUUAAUGACAAGGUGAUAUGGUAGCAACACUGUGAAGACAAUCAUGGGAUUUUACUAGAAUUGAACAACAAACAAAACGCAAAACCCAGUAUAUGCUAUUCAAUGAUCUUAGAAGUACUGAGAAAAAUAAAAAGACGUUUUUAAAACGUAAAGGAUUUAUAUUCAAGGAUCUCAAAAAAAGCAUUUUCAUUUCACUGCACAUCUAGAGAAAAACAAAAAUAGAAAAUUUUCUAGUCCAUCCUAAUCUGAAUGGUGCUGUCAUUGCCUUGCCAAACAGGAGCUCCAGCAAAAGCGCAGGAAGAGAGACUGGCCUCCUUGGCUGAAAGAGUCCUUUCAGAAAGGUGGAGCUGCAUUGGUUUGCGAUGUUUUAAGUUGACUUUAACAAGGGGUUAGUUGAAAUCCUGGGUCUCUUGGCCUAUCCUGUAGCUGGUUUAUUUUUUACUUUGCCCCCUCCCCCCUUUUUUUGAGAUCCAUCCUUUAUCAAGAAGUCUGAAGCGACUUUAAAGGUUUUUGAAUUCAGAUUUAAAAACCAACUUAUAAAGCAUUGCAACAAGGUUACCUCUAUUUUGCCACAAGCGUCUCGGGAUUGUGUUUGACUUGUGUCUGUCCAAGAACUUUUCCCCCAAAGAUGUGUAUAGUUAUUGGUUUAAAUGACUGUUUUUUCUCUCUAUGGAAAUAAAAAAGGAAAAAAAGGAAAAUUUUUUUGUUUGCUCUUGCAUUGCAAAAAUUAUAAAGUAAUUUAUUAUUUAUUGUCGGAAGACUUGCCACUUUUCAUGUCAUUUGACAUUUUUUGUUUGCUGAAGUUAAAAAAAAAGAUAAAGGUUGUAUGGUGGUCUUUGAAUUAUAUGUCUAAUUCUGUGUGUUUUGUCUUUUUCUUAAAUAUUAUGUGAAAUCAAAGCGCCAUAUGUAGAAUUAUAUCUUCAGGACUAUUUCACUAAUAAACAUUUGGCAUAGAUAAAUAAAUAAA
Messenger RNA from Cercocebus atys (sooty mangabey), 7213 nucleotides. RefSeq names its product ISL LIM homeobox 1 (gene ISL1). NCBI's taxonomy places the organism in Eukaryota, Metazoa, Chordata, Mammalia, Primates, Cercopithecidae. Gene Ontology annotation, molecular function: DNA-binding transcription factor activity, RNA polymerase II-specific; cis-regulatory region sequence-specific DNA binding. Gene Ontology annotation, biological process: neuron fate specification; axonogenesis; positive regulation of transcription by RNA polymerase II. The record is from RefSeq and is a predicted model, not a curated record. Gene Ontology annotation, cellular component: nucleus. The coding region runs from base 5054 to 6103 and encodes 349 amino acids. The transcript is spliced from 6 exons.